This is a messenger RNA of Lineus longissimus, 7030 nucleotides long. Its product is annotated as sodium- and chloride-dependent taurine transporter-like. The transcript is spliced from 13 exons. The coding region runs from base 227 to 2461 and encodes 744 amino acids. NCBI's taxonomy places the organism in Eukaryota, Metazoa, Nemertea, Pilidiophora, Heteronemertea, Lineidae. Gene Ontology annotation, biological process: sodium ion transmembrane transport. Gene Ontology annotation, cellular component: plasma membrane. The record is from RefSeq and is a predicted model, not a curated record.
GCUGCGGGCGGCUUUGUUGCGAAUCGAUCCAAAGUAUUCAGAACAUCAGAAUAUCAGAAUCUUUGGGCUGUGAACGGUGUCCGGCAGUUUUGACGUAAUCUAACAUAGACCUACACUUGUGAACAGAAGAAAUAUUCUUAUCCCAACAUACAACAUAGGACUAAACAUUCACACUGGACUACUCAAGAAAACCGAUUUUUCCCAUUAUCUCCUUAACAGAACCAUUAUGAUGACAGUGAAAGACUGCUUUAAGAAGAAAGAGGCGAACCUUCCCGGCGCUGAGAAUGGCCACGGCGACUACAAUAGUGUGCCGGCGAUAACUGACAUCGACAUGCUGCCUCCGAAAGUCCUAGACAGCCCGACUGCAUCGUCCUGUUCCUCUGGCGACAUGCACCAACGGGAGACUUGGUCCCGCAAGAUCGACUUCUUGUUCGCCUGCAUCGGAUUCAGUGUUGGUCUCGGCAAUAUCUGGAGGUUUCCGUAUCUUUGUUACAAGAAUGGCGGAGGAGCCUUCCUCCUCCCGUACAUGAUCUGCGUGGCGAUAGGUGGCGUGCCGCUCUUCUUCCUCGAAGUAGCGGUGGGGCAGUUCAUGUCGACUGGUGGCACCGGUGCCUGGCAGAUAUGUCCUCUCUUUAAGGGCAUAGGUAUAGCGUGUGCAAUCAUCGUCUUCUUCUUGAAUUGUUACUACAACGUGAUCUUGUGCUGGGGUUUUUACUACCUGUUUUCCUCCUUUACGGCCGUUCUGCCAUGGUCCCAUUGCAAUAAUAGUUGGAAUACGGACGCUUGUACCCUGCAACAUGUCUUUAACGGAACCACAAACGAUACCACCGGCUACAAUAGCUCCCUGACCGUGGAGGCGAACGGCACGAGCGUGAUUCCUCAGGCUGGCAACAUCUCCAUCUUCUCCAACUCCAGCACGAGAGGAGUCGACCCCGUAAUCGAAUUCUGGGAGUAUAAGGUACUUGCUAUUUCCAAUGGCAUUGACGAGGUGGGGACGAUCAAAUGGGACCUGGCCCUCUGUCUUCUUCUCGCCUGGAUCCUCGUCUACUUCUGCAUAUGGAAGGGGAUCAAGAGCUCCGGAAAGGUGAUGUACUUCACGGCACCCUCUCCCUACAUCCUCAUGACUGUGUUGCUGAUCCGCGGGGCCUGCCUACCAGGAGCCAUCGACGGCAUCAUCUUCUACCUCAAGCCGAACUUCUCCAAGCUUACCGAUAUGCAGGUGUGGGUUGAUGCUGGGACUCAGAUCUUCUUCUCCUACUCCAUCAGUCUUGGCACACUCACAGCUCUCGGAAGUUAUAACAAAUUUAGUCACAACUCUUACAAGGAUAGUGUACUCUUUGCAAUGGUGAACAGCGGAACCAGUAUAUUUGGCGGAUUUGUGAUCUUCUCAGUUCUGGGCUAUAUGUCCUACCUCCACGAUAUACCAAUUGACGAAGUAGCCGCAUCAGGUCCCGGUCUUGCUUUCAUAGCCUACCCGAAAGCUGUCGCUGCGAUGCCCGUCGCUCCUCUGUGGAGUGUGCUCUUCUUCAUCAUGAUCAUCUUACUUGGUCUCGACAGUCAGUUCGUUGGUGUCGAAGGUUUCGUCACCGCAGUGGUCGACGCAUUCCCCAGGCACCUUCGUCGUGGUUACAGGCGAGAAAUCUUCAUCGGUUGCGUGUGCAUUUUCUCAUUCUUUAUCGGACUCUCCAUGGUCACAAACGGCGGAAUGUACGUGUUCCAACUGUUUGACUACUACACUGGCAGUCGCAUAAUCCUCAUCGUAGCUCUCUGUGAAUGCAUUGCCAUCGGCUGGCUUUACGGUGCGGACCGUUUCUAUGACAACAUUGAGAUGAUGUACGGAUUCCGCAUCAACCCCUACAUGAAGUACAGCUGGAAGUUCACUGCCCCUGCUUUCUGCUUGGUUAUGUUCGUGAUGAGUGCCAUCAGCUAUUCCGAGUUGACAUAUAACCGCAAAUCCAGUGGCACUUACGUAUAUCCUAAAUGGGCAGUUACCAUAGGAUGGAUGCUGGCCUGCACUUCAUUCAUUGGCAUCCCUUUCUACAUGAUUCAAGAGAUCGUCCAGAUCAAGCGGAAGGGAAAGCCACUGAGGUCAUGUAUCAAACCCCGUGGAUUCAAGGCUCAUCAACUCCGACCUGAGGACUACGCUACUCAGAGAAUCUCUAUGACAACACCAACCGGAAACGGAAUUGUUACCAUCUCUGUUAUAGAUCCCGAGAGAAUGGCCCUAAAUGAGUGUAAUCGCGUCACAAGCAUCCCGGUGUGUAAUGGUUUCACAAAAACGCAAGAAGGCAACGGUGUCUCAAAACCUGAUGAGCAUAAUGGGGUCUCGGAAAGGAAGCAAAGUUAUUGUGCGAGCAAUGGCGUUGUUGUCAAUGGCGCCGUUGCUGAUGGCACCGCUGCUGAUGGUGCCGUCGCCAAUGGUGUGAGUAAUGGUGUCACAACCAAAGAUGAUCUCGUAUAGGACUUUAGAUGACAUAAUCAUAACAAAUUGUUAAGUGUGAGAGAAUUUGCAGUGAAGUGCAGAGGAAAUGUAGCACGAUUCUCGGUUAACGGCUGAAAACUGAGGUGUUAACCAGUAUGCAGCUCUUGACCCUGAAUCUAAUUAUAAAGUUUCUUACCAAAAUGAAUCUUCAGAUGUUGCACUUCUGCAAAUAGCGAACACCAAAAACACUACUAACCAGGAUGAUAUCCUGGUAUGUCACAGUAUACGUGUACAGAGUUGGGUUGUGAGAGAGACUAGAGUUUGACAGGGCUGCCGACAUGAUCAGUUCGGGUGCACAGAAGAUUGUGGAGCCCUGCCCACAACUCGAGUGCGUAGUCUUCUACAUUCCCAAAAAUCAAACUGACAUGGAGAAGCAACCCAAAUCCUGAAUAGGUGCAUAAAGAUAACCUGAAAAUAUUCCUCUCUCAGGUGAUUGAAAAGCAGUCAAAAUGACAAACACAAUAAGCAGGUCGGGAAAAUGGAAAGUGGCCGCCAUUAGCUAUCAACAUGAUGGUCAAAAUGGCCGCCAUCCCAUGUCGUAAAAACAACUAAGGACUACAGUGGAAUAUUAAUUUCAACUGAGUUGAGUUUUAGGCGUUCGGACAUUGACUGAAAUGCGCAUGUCCUUGUUGUGAUGAUAAAUGGAGACUAUAGACAUGAGCCGAAUAAAGUAAAACCACAAAAUUGCCAAUAGUGGUCUCUACCAUUUGGCAGUACUUGUCACUGAAUAUUUUUAUCACUAAAUCAAACCAGAACCAUUUGCUUCCUUCGAAAUGGCGUAUUUAGCACGUGACGGAGGCCACCAAUUUCACACCCAGCCCCUGUCUACAGUAACCGUUUAUUGGCUGGGAUCAAAUUUGCAUUCGAGAUAAAUCUCCCAGAAAUCAUUCCAUUUUUAGGAAAAGAUCUUUUUGAAAUGAGUAUUUAUGUUUGUGAUUUUUAUUUAUUACCAUCAAAAAUUUUCCUAACAAAUUCUCAUGAAUUGGUUUAAUUGCAGAUAGCAUGAUAUUUUGUCUUUAAUUUGUAAAAUUAUUUUACAUAUUUAGUGUGUCUGUUUUGUGCAUGUAAAUUAGUUAUGUAAUUUUGUCCUGUUGCUGACUAAAGCCGAAUUCAUACUCCGACUCCAUACCCUUGACACCGGCGUUUUGUAUUGUAAUGUGGCAGUGGCGCAGAAAUUAACAAUACAAAACGCGGACGACGAUGCCCCCGCGUCGGAGUAUGACUGUGGAAGUGUAUGGUUGUGAUGAUAUACAGUAUCUGUAUUCAGAGUCCUCAAGUCGAGUGAGACUGCAGUAUCGGAUUUUUUUCUACAGAAAACACUAUAUUUACUUCAGUCUUAGAGCCGGUAGGAUUACUUUUUGAAAGAUAACAAACUCUGAUCAAGAAUGUUCCUCAAUUUCACAACUUUCUGGUUACCAGUCUUAGAAUUUAGGGCAAUCAACAGAGGAGAGAAUUUAAGGCAAUAAUCGGUGGGGUAACUUCGGGACAGUAUACAUUCCCAAGGUGUAAGUCGGGUUUAUACUGAUUGUAGUGUAUGAUAAUACAUGAUCUCUUGUGACAUAUGACAUAUUGUAUUUAGUCACCAAACGGUGCGCGUGUGGGCAAAUGCAAGGUUUCUAAUGAAAUCGAUUAUAAAAAAAAUUUGACGCUUUACAAUAUAACAAUAGAAAGUCACGCUUGCCAGAAAUUAUACACACAGUUUAAAUAUGUUAGAUCCAGAUUAUUCAAUAUAAUUUUUAUCCUCGGAUAACUUCUGCGUCUGAGUCUUUUAGAAACAUUGCAUUUGCGCUAACAUGCUGCAGUUGUGAUUUGGGUAGUCUGCAUUUUAGCCUCUCUGUUCUAGUCGAGAAUUUCGUUUUAAUUAAUCUACCGAUCUUAGAUCGAUGAAACCAGGAUAUACAUGUAUGUGAGGUUUACUGUUAUUAUUUGUAAUUAACUAAUCGGUACGGCAAUUAUCAAUGCAAAUGUCUCAUCAUACUUUUUCCUUCAGAUGAGGCAUCCCUUCGCCAAACAACUGUUGGAGUUGGCUAGGCCUGCCUGACACUAUUUGACUGUGAAUCUUGUAUUGUUUUUUGUAGUUUCACCAGAGUGCAUGAAGUCCGCAUGAAAAUUCCAUAUUGACGCAGCGAAAGUCUCAAGGCAUCACACAUCGCUUGUAACUUAUCAAAAAAGUCGCAAAGACGUUAAUGUGUACUUCUUGCACUCUACAUUUUAGUUCUAAUUAUUUUAGAAAGUUGCACCGCAUCCUAUGCAGAAAGGAAGAGCCAGUGAUUAAUGAGAUAUACUUUAAAAAAUGAGAAGAUUUUAUCUUGAGUAUGGCCUUUUCUUACAUUUGUCGCCAUUUUCAUCGAUUUAAACACGACGGCAAUUUGGGUUCCUAAUGACAACCUCAAAUCAUUAGUAUAUAGGUAAGAUAAAAUAGCUUCGCACGAUUUUUUUUCGGGAAUUGUCCUAUCUUGUAAAAAGGCAAUAUUUUUGGAAUGAUCUACGAGUUUGAAGAUCAGGUGAGUCUAAUAAACCGAAUCUGAUUGGCCCUUUCAGCAGGAGUGGCACUAUGAUUAAAAAACUUUUUGUGGGUGAAUUUUAAUUUUUGAAACAGCAGACGAGAAGGGAUACAUGUACAUGUUUUCAGGUUCGCCGUAUCACAUUUAUACAACGUAAUUUUAAUGCUAUUCGAUAGACUGAAAGGUACGGUGCGGCAGAGCAAAAUAUCAAAAUAUUACUUUUUUAGAACAAUUGACAUUUAGUUUUAUUAUUAUAUGAAUAACCAUAAUCAAAUAUUUACUCGGUUGUGAUUGCUCAAUACAGGAACCACUGUUGCGGAUAUACUUCAAUCCAAGAGUUUUUUGAAUAUCGAGUAUUCUUCAUGUAAUUGACUUCUGAUGAAAUACACCUCAAGUUUAAGGCCUCCUAUGGAGGAUGACUUUGGGACUUCGUGGGUUGAGUGAAUUAAUGAAGAGUCUAACCUAAAAUCGAAAGGAACAAUCACACUAUUUUUGAUCUCGUAUGGUUCACCUUCCAGAGUGCUAUUUUCAGCCAUUCCUAAGAGAACCAUUUUGUAAAUCUCUGCAUCUAGUGAUAAUGUGUAAUGCCAAAAGGUGGCGUUGUUGUGUUUGUUUGAUGUUCAUUUAAUAGUCAUUAUUUCCCAUUGUCUUAGCAGUGGACGUAAUCCCUCGUGGAACCUGUACACCCAUUUGGUCUCAAAUACACUUCACGGGCCCAUGAACGUAAGAGGUCAAUAACACAAGAUAUCUCUCAUGUUACUAUAUGCUCAAGAGCCUGUGCCAACGUUCUCAUAUAAAAGUGCCAUCAAGUUUUAGAUUUAAAUAUUUUUGGUCAGGUCCGCUUGGUGUUACGUGACUGAUAGCUUGCCAACCCUUGGGUAGGUUGUCCACCAUACGAUUAUUGUAUUCUGUGUAGUUGGGAAAACCCAAGUACAUUCUGCUGUAAAGGUCUUUGUUCUUUUAGACAAUGAAUCAAUCAGAAUAUCACAAAUAAUGAUCUUGAACAUAUGUAGAAACUUUCAUUCAUAGCUUGAUAUCAAUUCAUUUCAUUCGUGCUUCGCCCUGUUGUACGUACGAGUAACUCGUGAAUCAAAAUACAUCCAAAUUAUAUACAUGUAGUUCGAUACAUUGCAUAUUAAAUUUGAUUGAAAGACUUGCUAAAGGGCUAUCUCCACUUAAGUAGGACAAGGUUAGCGAUUUGACGCGCGUUUCAAUUUCUGUGGUGAACUUGGAACAGAUGCCGGUGGCCAGCAAAAUUAGCAGCGUAAAUAGCUAAAUUGUUUUAGUUUUGAGGACUUUUUGGCCUCAUGUGCUUUUUACGGUGCGACUAAUGCUCUGUCCACAGGCACAGUACGAGCUCAUACCAGAUGAUUUAGCCACAUUUCCGACACGAAAUCACGCCUUGGACGGGCCCUUUUAAGCUGGAAUUCCAACAUAUUCGACUAACAUAACAAUGAACAUGUAAUGAUGAUAAUGAAAUAGACUGAUAUAGUCUGAUCAAAGGUGCUACAUGUACAGUCUAGUUCAUAUCAAUAUCAACACUUAUUUCAAACGACGUCUCGCAAACGGCUGCACCAAAUGAAAUGCAGUCUAGAGUAUAUUGUCAGAAGUUUUGUUUUCUCAUCAUACAUGGCAGAGAGGUGACUAUAGGUUUUCGUUAUGUAAUAGGCCAAAAAAUCCGUUACAAUUCUUUUAAUUCUGAACAUUUUUGGAAAAAGUUUUGUUGAUGAGCUAGACUGUUGAAUAUCUAUAAAAAAACGUGUUUCCGAGUGAUGUGUUCAAUUUUGUGGCCAGUGAAAGGUAGUGUUUCAUUAUGGACGAUUCCUUCUUCGACAUUUUAUCUAGAAAAGCUUCGUAAGUGAUUAUUCGUUGCGAUGAAAGACUGAAGUCUGACCUAUUUUAACUUACUAACUGAAGACAGGAUGAGACCAAUAAUUAAAAUUUUGUACGAAUUUGUCACGAUUAUUGCCAGUUAAUUUCUUUGUCAAGAUGAAUAAAGACUUAACGGUACAAGUAGUUGCGAAAUAAACAAGAUAAUCAUCAA